This is a messenger RNA of Fulvia fulva, 1014 nucleotides long. RefSeq lists its product as uncharacterized. Gene Ontology annotation, molecular function: nucleotide binding. NCBI's taxonomy places the organism in Eukaryota, Fungi, Ascomycota, Dothideomycetes, Mycosphaerellales, Mycosphaerellaceae. The record is from RefSeq and is a predicted model, not a curated record. The transcript has a single exon. The coding region runs from base 1 to 1014 and encodes 337 amino acids.
AUGAUCAUCACAUACGGCACAAUCGGCACCAACUGGAUCACCGACUCCUGGGUCAUCGCAGCACAGAAAGCAGGAGGAUGGCAGCUCGACGCAGUCUACUCCCGCAGCAAAGAGCAAGCAGAGAAGUUCGGCAAGAAGUACAGCGUCACAAACUUUUACACAUCUCUCGACGACCUCGCCGCCAGCAGCAUCCAAGCCGUCUACAUCGCUUCCCCGAACAGCCUCCACUAUGAGCAAGCAAAGCAAAUGCUCCUUGCAAAGAAACACGUCCUCCUCGAAAAGCCGGCCACAUCCACAGUGGCCGAACUCGAUGAUCUCUUCCGGAGGGCAAAAGAGCAGGGUGUAUACUUGAUCGAAGCGUUCCGACAUAUUCAAGAAGCGAACUACAAAUUGCUCAAGAAAGCGAUCAACGAUGAGAGAAGAUUAGGGCCCAUUUAUGGCGCCUCCUUCACCUACGCCUCCUACAGCAGCCGCUACAACAACGUCCUCGCCGGCGAAACACCCAACAUCUUCUCCCUCGACUUCUCCGGCGGAUCGCUGGUUGACAUAGGAGUCUACCCUGUCACUUUCGCAGUCGCGCUCUUCGGACCUCCCAAAUCGACAACGUACGUCCCCUUCAUCGCGGCAACAGGUGUAGACGGUGGAGGCGUGGGGAUUCUCCACUACGAUGGCUUUGGUGUGCAGAUCAACCAUUCCAAGGGAUAUCGGAGCACGAGUCCUUGUGAGGUGUAUGGAGAGAAGGGGACGAUUACGGUUAAUGGGACGACCGACAUUAGUUCUGUGAAGCAUUGGAGUCCGAAGACGAAGGAGAUCGAAGAGUUGGCGGGAGGUUAUAAGACUGCUGAGAAGCCGAAUGUGAACAUGGAAGAGGAAGCCAUCGAGUUCGCACGGAUCAUCAACGAGAAGGAUACCAAAGCGUUGGAAGAGUUGGAGACCAUCUCAAGAAAUGUCAUCAAAGUCACAACGCAUAUGAGAAGGCAGGGUGGGAUCGUGUAUCCUGCGGAUAAGAAGUGA